GUUCACUGUGUCUCCGUGACGGGGCGCACACUUUUGCUCCUAAACUGCACUUUAGUGUGAUCCGAGCGCAUGGAGGAGCCGGAUCUGAGCGACACUCUGCGGGAGGCGCACUCACACUUCCACCAACACGACUUUAAACAGGCGGAGCAGCUCUACUCUCACUUUAUCAGCCGCUGUUUACUGAGCAGGAGUUGUGACACGAGUGAUUUGGCCACUGCCUACAACAACCGCGGGCAGAUCCGGUACCUGCGUGUGAACUUCACUGAAGCUGUGGAGGAUUACACCUGCGCCAUACAGGCUCAGGGAGAGUUUGAGAUCCCAUACUACAACCGGGGACUCAUCCACUACAGGCUGGGUUUUUAUGACGAUGCCAAGAAGGACUUUGAGGAGACUCUGAGACUGAACCCGGACUUUGAAGAGGCCAAAGUGAGUCUCCAUCAGACACUGUUGGACCAGAAGCACAAGGAGACCCGGGGGUACUGAGAGCGGAUCAGAGGAGGACUGAACUGGACAGAGGAGUGCAGUCCACAUACUCUGAUCACAUUUAUUUGUACAUUAUUUGUAUAGGUUUGAAAGAACUAUUGAAAAGAAAAUAAGAAACCUUAAAUGAACCCUCUUAAAUUAUGGUUCUCCACAAAUAAUAAUGAAAGAUACAUUAAAUGAAUAAAUGAAGUAUGCAUUCACUAGAUACUUGAUUACACAUGAAUAAGUGACAGCCUCACACGCACAGACACAAAGGUCAUUACGUGAUAAAACAAUAGAGAAUGGACCACUUUGGCCACAUUCACUCGAAGGGAAUAAUGUUCACAUCUUACGACGUCUUCAUGAACAAUGUCCUUUUGCCAGACUCAUCCUCUGAUGUGAACACUCAGCUCCUCUUGUGCAUCCAGUGAGCAGGUAGUGCACCCAUAUUAUUCCCCUUAGAAACAACAUUACAAUUUGCAAGCGGAAUAAAAGUUCCAUUAAAUAAAAAUGAAAUGAAUAAACAUGAAACACAUUUGA
Messenger RNA from Boleophthalmus pectinirostris (great blue-spotted mudskipper), 1002 nucleotides. RefSeq names its product tetratricopeptide repeat domain 32 (gene ttc32). Gene Ontology annotation, molecular function: protein binding. The record is from RefSeq and is a predicted model, not a curated record. Bases 70 to 483 code for a protein of 137 amino acids. NCBI's taxonomy places the organism in Eukaryota, Metazoa, Chordata, Actinopteri, Gobiiformes, Gobiidae. The transcript has 3 exons.